AUGGUAGAGACACCCAGACGCAAAAGUAUUGCUCUAUCUUAAGAUGCUGAAAUAAUCUUCAAAUUAAUGUCAGAUGAGUAAAGAAGAUUAUCGCUAUCCUUGAACUAGAAACUAGUCAUACCGCAGAAGAGUGUGAAAAAGGAUUUUCUCUGUUCACUUUGCUAAGCUAUUCUAGUUGAACCAAUGAAAUGCAUUCAAUGUAAAAGCCAUUUUCACUAGGCAUGCUUAAAUAAGUUCUGCAGAGAGACUGGUUCUUGUCCUAUGUAAUGUAAAAAGCCUAAGUUCGUCAGUAUUAAGAAGGAUCUUGAAAAGGGACUUAAUGAUUUGAAAUUUGGCUGUCCCUACUAAGAUCUAGGUUGUGAUAAAGUUUUCUCUUACCAAGAAGCAAUGACUCAUGAUUAAAAUUGCAAAUAUUAGCUAGUAAAGUGCUAAGCUUACUCUGAGUGUAAGACUAAAUGCAUUAAAUAAGACAUUGAUAAUCAUUAGUCAAUAUGCGCAUAUUGCAAAGUACCCUGUAUUUACUGUUUAUAACAGGUAAAAAGAAUAGAUAUAUCUUAGCAUGAAAAAGAAGCCUGUACUGGUAGUCAUUUAUGCUCAAUGUGCUCAUUAUAAGUCAGUAAAGAAGAAAUUUAGGGAAGCAAUCAUAAUUGCUUCAAUUCCCUAGCUGGGUUGUUAGGAAAGCUAGUUGAGGAAAAAGAUGCUGUAAUCUAACUCUUAAGAGAUGAACUGAUUCGUAAAAACAAGCAAAUUAUGUAGUUUAUUCAAAGAUAAACGAUAUUGGAGCUAAGAUUGCAAAGGAUGGAAGAUACUUUAUCAUAUGAAGACGGGUCAGAUUUUUCAUUUGCAAAUAGAGGUGUUAGUUUGUACUAAGAGGAUUUAUUGAAUCUUAGAGGAGCUUAUGAGCUUAUUAUGAAGAAUGAUGAUGAUGGGGUAGUGAUUCCAUUAGAUCAAGAUGAUAACAAUAGUACUGGUGAUAGUUCAAACUAAGCAUAAAACUUAUUUGAUUAUUAUGAAAAUGAGAUACCAGAAGAAGUUAUUUAAAAACAUUUGAGUUCUGUAUCUGAAGAAUAUUAAGACACAUUCAUUUUCGCCUAGAGUAUGCUGAGUGAACAUAAGAAAUUCUUGAAGAGUCCAGACUGGGAUUUGCAUUCAACUGUUGAUAACUGUUAGCUUUAUUCAGUUUUCUCAAUGAUUUAGGACCUCGAAUUAAAGCCCAAGUAUGAUGAAACAUUUUAGCAAGGGCAUUAUCUCCAAAAUUUCCCUUUAGAGACUGCAAUUAUCUAUUAUUAAUACAGGAAAAUGCUGUUAGUCAAUCCAAGGGAUAUGAUCAUGCUUGUCAAAAUUCACAGAGAUGGGAUAGUUCGAGCAGACUGUUACGUAGGAGGUUGGAAAAUCAAAUCAGUUAGUGCAAAGCAAACAAAAGUUGUAUUCUACUCAGAAACAGAUUACAAAAUCAAUUAAUUUAUUUCAAAGCAAGUUAUCAGCAAGUCUGGCCACCUGGCUCAUGCUCUUAAGAAGUAUGUAAAUUAGUAGUAGAAGAAAGGCUAGAAGUUUUAUUGA
Molecule: messenger RNA, 1560 nt
Organism: Stylonychia lemnae
Lineage: Eukaryota; Ciliophora; Spirotrichea; Sporadotrichida; Oxytrichidae
Source: the annotation of a GenBank genome assembly